Trichoderma atroviride IMI 206040 is the source of this 5246-nucleotide messenger RNA. NCBI's taxonomy places the organism in Eukaryota, Fungi, Ascomycota, Sordariomycetes, Hypocreales, Hypocreaceae. The record is from RefSeq and is a predicted model, not a curated record.
GUUUUCAUAGCUGCAACAGCCUAGCAGCAGAUCCUGCAGGCACGAGCAGGCCAUAUAAGCAGGCCACGUACCCUCCCGGCUGCGGGCAUCUCAGCGGCCGUGCCAUUCUCCCCAGCCCAGCUGCAACUCCAGGUUCAGGUACGAAGUACAGAUCACACCCACCACCACUCUCAGGCAGGUGUCAGGCACAAGACACACUGCACACUGCACUAUGCCCAGUCCACACACCGCCAUCCCCUCGUGCGAGCCCGACGACGACGCCGCCCUCUCCUUUUCCGCUACGCCCAUAGCCUCCGGGCUUGAAGCGCCGCAGUACGUCCGUGCCGCCUCCAUCCCAGCAUCCAGCGUCCCCUCGCGGCUCCAGACCCAGGCCCAGCUCAGCUCGUCCCUCGUGUCUGCCGACUACGCCUCGUCCGUUGCCUCGUCUCCCGGCACGUCCAACGGCCCCGACCCGUCUGUUGAGAGCGAAAGAGGAGGAGACGACGCAGCCUCUGUGCGAACCUACGCCAGGAGCCAGUCACCGUUCCUCAUCUCCAAGAGGGUCGUUAUGAAUGGCGAUGCGGAUCUGCCUAAACGUUCAUCAUCCCCACUGAAACGACGAGCAUCCAGCAUGGAUCCUGAAACCACUGCAAACAAUAAUGGCGAUGCUGCCAACGGCAGUGCCGAGGACGUGGAGAUGACAUCGUCAUCCAUCCCCUCAGCGGAAUUGCCCCGCGCCAUGAGCGUCGACGUCGUUGAAGUCACAGAUACCAUGCCAUCAACCAACGGCACCGAUUCCCCUGCUCAGUCUGCUCCCCUCCCCUCUCUCCCCGAACAAGUCAAGAUAAUCGAGACGCUUCUCAAAGCUGCGGCAGACUCGUCGCCAAAGGAGGGCGAUAAAGCCUAUCUUGUAUCGCGUACAUGGGUGGAUAAGGCGUUAUCCCUACGUUCGGGGAAGACAGAUAUUACCGAUGCCUCAUUGGGCCCAAUCGACAACUCAGACAUUAUUGAGGAAGUCCUCCAAGAGCCGGGUCAUGAAGACUUUGUCCGCCUCAAACCCGGACUUGAUCAACAAUCAUUCGAGCUCUUUCCUGAAGACGCAUGGAAAUUGGUCAUGGACUGGUAUGGUCUCGAACAGGGACAAAUGCCCAUUGUCCGCACUGCUAUCAACAUUGCUGUCGAUGCGCACUCUGCCUCGGAUGUCAUGUUUGAGCUCCAUCCCCCAAUUUUCCGAGUGCAUCGCGUCUGGUCUGAACUCAGUCCGCUGCCCAUCGAGUCGUCUCUCAAAGCGGACAACCCACCUCCUCUUGCUAUAGCCAGAAGUCGCAAAUACCAUGCUCAAACUUUUAUUAAGGAUAUAAAGAAGCUUACUGGAGUCCCGAUGGAUCGCAAGAUUCGGCUCUGGGUGGUCAAUUCUGAACAGCUUGGCACAACCAAUGUCCAGCCUCAAGCUGCUCUGACAACACCGCCUGAUUCUCCCGGCCGCAACCAAGAUGCAAAUGGAGAUGAAAACUCGCCGUGGUCGCACUUACUCGUUGACGUAGCGACCUUUGGUACUUCCAAGGACGCCAGGCGGUUAGCAGCCCUCGAAGAUCAAACCAUAAAUCCCAACUACAAUGGAUCUGCCGCCAUUCAGCUUUUUGAGCUUGUGACAGACCAAGUCUUGAUCGUUGAUGAGCUAGUCGGCAAGGACGUCUGGGUGAGUAGGUGUACGAGCCAGAACCAGUCAAUGCUUGAUAAAGCAAUACCCACGCGAACCAACAACACUGCAUUGUCCAAGUCAUUUAGCAGCCGAAGCAGCCCUAGCUCUUCAGAUGGGCCUGCCACUCGUGGCAGGAUGCAGAAAAAGAAGAAUGGUCGGAGCUUGGGCGCCGUGGGUUUACAUAACCUCGGAAACACCUGCUACAUGAACUCGGCGCUGCAGUGCGUGCGUAGUGUGGAAGAGUUGACAAAGUACUUUCUUACUGAGGCGUACGCAAGUGAGCUCAACAAGUCCAACCCUCUUGGAUACAACGGGAAAGUAGCCACAGCGUAUAACGGGCUGCUGAGAGAGAUUUACGAUGAGGGCAGAGGAUCAGUAAGCCCUCGGGAUUUCAAGAACACCGUGGGCCGCUGCCGCACCACCUUUGCUGGCUGGGGUCAGCAAGACUCACAGGAAUUUCUCGGCUUCCUUCUCGACGCUCUUCAAGAAGACCUCAGUCGCAUCAAGAAGAAGCCUUACAUCGAAAAGCCAGACUCUACCGAUGAUAUGAUCAACAACCCCGAGGCAAUCAAGGAGAUGGCAGACAAAGUUUGGGACAUUACCAGAAAGCGAGAUGAUUCAAUCAUCGCCGACCUAUUCACGGGCAUGUACAAGUCAACUCUCAAGUGCCCCGAGUGCGGUAAAAUCAGCAUCACAUUCGACCCUUUCAACAACCUAACACUGCCCUUGCCUGUCGAGAAUAUGUGGUCAAAGACGGUCAAGUUCUUCCCUCUCAAUGACGUCCCUGUCCAAUUCGAGGUUGAGCUGCCCAAGCAUAGCUCCAUCGAGUCUCUCAAGCUAUUUUUGUCAAUUCGCACAGGUGUACCAGCAAACCGGCUCAUGGGUGCUGAAGAGUUUAAGGACCGCUUCUUCAAAAUCUAUGACAAUAGCGGCGACAUCUCUGAAGAGAUUGGAACAUCCGAUAUUGCAGCAUUCCACGAGUUGGAGGCUGUGCCUACCAACUGGCCUGCAAAGGGCAACCAAAAGAAGAUUCGUUCAACGCCGGAGCCGGACGGCACCCUGCCUGACGCUGCCGACGAGUGGAACAGCGACCUGAGAUAUGAGACGAUGGUGGUCCCAGUUUUCCACCGACGGCCAUACAUCACUGGCAAGGGGCCAGAGGGUACCUCUCCUCCACACUUCAUCACUCUGACGAGGGAAGAGGCGUCCAACUACGACGAUAUCAAGCGUAAAGUGUUGGAAAGAGUAUCAACCUUUUCCACCUGGUCAAAAUUUGCCCAGCAACAAGAGCCUGAAAGCCCAGAAACGACAGAGUCAGACAUGGUCAUCACUAAUGCUUCUGAUGCCGACUCAUCUGGAGACAGUAAAGUUGUUGCCAAAUCUGUUGAGGGGGAAGAGGAUAUGGUUGACGUAGCCAUGAAGGAUGCUCGCAGCAGUGCCAAUACCAUGCCCCCUCCCGAUCUCCCUCUGCCUCAUCAACCGCAGCUUCUCCGCCGUUUCAAUGCCCAACGUCCCAAGUUUAUCCAGCCUGGAGAGUUCCUUGACCCUGAGCUGCAAGGUCUCUUUGAGCUGAGCUACUUUGCCAGUCAAGCUGAUGGUCCGGUGCCCACUGGCUGGGGAAACGUCAUUGACAAUCACAAAACGCUCCCAAGACUUUCGGAUCGCAUCCCAGAGCCGCCGGCCAAGGAGGAGGAUGAGCCAAGCCCUGAAAGCUGGAAUAGCACGGCCUCUGGUAACGAGGACAGCAGUAACGAUGACGAGAGUCCACAACCAGAGUCCCCGCAGACACGUAUGGUAGAUGAAUCCAGCGAAGAUGAUGCUCCUCCCGAUGCCCGGGGCGGUAAGAAGUUCAAGAAUCACAAGAUGUACAACAAAAAGGGCAACAAGCGUCGCGACAAGCAGAUGCGUGGUGGCAAGCUAGCAAACCGUUCGUCGGCUGUCGAAUCUGAACCAACACCUCCUGCAGUUGCCGAUGGUGGCCCGUUGAUCCGAAUUCACGAGGGUCUCGUAGUGGACUGGAGUGAAGAGGCUUGGGAAACUGUGUUUGGUUACACUGGAAAGAAGCAGCACGCGGCACAGGGAUCCAAGACGUUUGCGGACUUGGAGACUAUCAACGACCCCGCGCUUAAGAUCAGCCAGAGAAAACGACAAACUCGCCGGUCCCGCGGUAUCACUUUGGAGGAGUGCCUCGAUGAGUUCGAGAGAGCCGAAGUCCUGUCAGAGCAAGACAUGUGGUAUUGCCCACGAUGCAAGGAGCACCGCAGAGCAAGCAAGAAGUUUGACUUGUGGAAAACACCAGACUAUCUGAUUGCACACCUCAAGCGCUUUAGCAGCUCAGGAUGGCGGCGAGACAAGCUGGACGUUCUAGUCGAUUUCCCUAUCGAAGGGUUGGAUCUCACCUCGAGAGUCAUUCAAAAAGAGGAUGGAAAAGAAGAGAUUUACGACUUGAUUGCUGUCGACGACCACUACGGAGGGCUGGGCGGAGGCCAUUACACCGCAUACGCGAAGAACUUUGUAGAUGGGCGCUGGUACAACUACAACGAUUCUUCCGUUUCAUCCGUUUCUGACCCUUCGUCGGUUGUGACGAGUGCAGCAUACCUACUCUUUUAUCGUCGCCGAACUCACGGUCAUCUAGGUGGCCCGCGGUUUGGACAGAUUUUUGAAAAGUACAACUCAGAAACGAGCGGAGACGACGGGAGUAAUUCCAGCGAGGAGGACAACUCUUUUCGUGGCUCGCCUUUAAAGGCCGGUGUUGCUCACACCACGAUCAAACCCCUUUCUGAUAGCCACGAUGGGGAAGUACCGCCCUAUGAAGAGGCUAUUCGUAGCAUCGAAGACGAAGGCUCAAACAGCUUUCAAUUCGCGGAAUCAACCCCCCUUGACUUGACAUCUGGUUGGACUUUCAACGGGAUAAAUGGCAGUGGAGCUGAAGGGUCUUCGGCUGCAGACUGUGCCAGCGAUGACGCACAACUCAAUUCAUCCGGCGACGAGCAUGGUAGCUCGGGAGGCUUCCCGGAAGCUGACACUCACAUGACAUCGGCCAGCUCUAUCAAGGGAGAUGUGAUAGGAGAAGCAUCGUCACCAGCGGGAGCCCACGAGGACGUCUUGACGGUACCUACCGGGGCUCCCAAUUCCGAUGACUCUGAUGAGGUCGCUGAGAUCCACUUGGAGGGCGAAAACACUGCCCGCGACGAGUAAAGUGAUGACAUGGUGAAAGCCUCGUCGAAGACAGCUUGAGCUACGGAUAUGAAUUCAACGACCAUGGCACGUACAUAUAUAUAGACACUUUGUGUGAUGAAUCACAGGUUGCAUGUCGCAUGACUUUGGGAAACUCACUAUGAGUUUGGAGGAGUAAAAGGGGAGGGAGUAAGGGACAUACACACAUGCAUUGAACGUGUAGAUAGAACUUAGAUGAUUAUCCCGUCUGAAACCAGGCAGGAAGGGACGGCAACUGGCCGCAUGAAUUGACGACUGCAUGUACAGAGUAUGCAUUAUGACGUCUCUGAGUGGAAGAUCAAUAGCACCAAGUGUAUAAUCAGAUACAUAUAUAAUGUAUGAUGUUUUC